GGCUAAAGACGAGAAAAACAAGCCGGGAAGUGUUUUUGGAGAGGGCAGAGGAAGAAAGAUCAGAGACGAGGGAUGAGGGAGGAAGGGGUGGCGGCAUAGGGAGGGAGGAGAGGAAGAGAGCGAGACGAGGGGGAGGAGGGGGGGGAGCACGAUUUUUCAGCCGCCCCACGCCCCGAUUUCAUCAUUGCCGAUUGGUUUUGUUGUGUGAAAAGAUAUUGUUCAGUUUGCCUGGUCAAUUGAGCUACAGAAUGAGUCGAUUACAAGGGCCUAAUGCACUUAAGAGGAAACGCCCGGGUGCCACUUCUGAUUCUCUUACAGAACACGAACGAAUUGUUCAUGAUGUAAUGCAAGGUAAACAAGACAUGGGAAUCUCCCAACGAGACAUGAAACGCGAAAUUAACCUCCCUGACAACCUAGUUACCAAAUGUCUUAAGUCACUUCUAGCCAAGAAUCUCAUAAAAGAAGUCAAAAACAUCCAAAACCGUGGUAGGAAGCAUUUUAUCUCUGCAGAGUUUGAGCCGUCAAAUGAAAUAACUGGUGGGGCAUGGUAUGUAGAAGGAAGCCUUGAUACGGAGUAUAUAAAUGUUUUGAAAGAGCAAUGUUGGAGGAAGAUCUAUGGUUUGAAGGUUGCUACCUUGGAAGGGGUCACGGAUGCUAUUAAGAGGAGUAACGUUUCGCAAAUUGAGUUGUCAAAACAGCAGAUUGAAGAGAUUGUGAAGGCUUUGGUUUUGGAUAAUGAGGUUAUGGAAGUGAAAAGUAGUGGAACAGGGGAGUUUGCUUCAAUUCCGGUUGGGAAAGUUUGUUAUAAGUGCAUUGGUAAGAGAGGGUAUGGAGGGGAACCGAAGGUAGGAACUAUGGCUUCCAUUCCUUGUGGAGUUUGUCCACAGAUAAGUCAUUGUACACCUGAUGGCAUAAUCUCUCCCAAAGCCUGUGUUUACUACAAGAAAUGGUUGGAUUUUUAGUUUGACUGUGUCCUUUUGCAAAAUUUCUGAUUUGAUUUUGCUGGAUUUGAGUGAAAGCCAAAAUUUUGUCAUCCAUGAAUGUUAUUUAUAGUCUGAGUUGAAUCUAUUUUUCACUGGAGCUAUU
Messenger RNA from Theobroma cacao (cacao), 1086 nucleotides. RefSeq names its product DNA binding / DNA-directed RNA polymerase. Gene Ontology annotation, biological process: transcription by RNA polymerase III. NCBI's taxonomy places the organism in Eukaryota, Viridiplantae, Streptophyta, Magnoliopsida, Malvales, Malvaceae. The record is from RefSeq and is a predicted model, not a curated record. Gene Ontology annotation, cellular component: RNA polymerase III complex.